Antrostomus carolinensis (chuck-will's-widow) is the source of this 1437-nucleotide messenger RNA. RefSeq names its product ankyrin repeat and SAM domain-containing protein 1A-like. Gene Ontology annotation, molecular function: ephrin receptor binding. The record is from RefSeq and is a predicted model, not a curated record. Gene Ontology annotation, biological process: ephrin receptor signaling pathway. Gene Ontology annotation, cellular component: cytosol. NCBI's taxonomy places the organism in Eukaryota, Metazoa, Chordata, Aves, Caprimulgiformes, Caprimulgidae.
AUGAUGUGGCAAUGCCAUCUGUCCUCCUCAGAGUGCCGCUGCUACCGCCUUAACGGCUUUUCCCUUUUCAAGCGUCUGCCGAUUCCUCUCUCGUCAGGUUCACGGAUGCUGGAGCAGAGCGUUGGGGAGUGGCUGGAGUCCAUUGGCCUGCAGCAAUAUGAGAGUAAACUGCUUCUGAAUGGCUUCGAUGAUGUCCGCUUCCUGGGCUGUAAUGUCAUGGAAGACCAGGACCUUCGGGACAUCGGGAUCGCUGACCCCCAGCACCGUCGGAAGCUCCUCCAGGCUGCUCGCUCCCUCCCAAAGUUGAAACCCCUGGGCUGUGAUGGGAACAGCCAGCCUUCGGUUCCUGCAUGGCUCGACUCUUUGGGGCUGCAGGAUUAUAUUCAGUCCUUCCUCUCGAGUGGCUACAGCUCUAUUGACACUGUGAAAAACCUCUGGGAGCUUGAAAUAGUCAAUGUGUUGAAAGUGAAUCUGCUCGGCCAUCGGAAGCGGAUCAUCGCCUCCCUGGCAGACAGACCUUACGAGGAGCCACCGGCAAAGCCGCCGCGGUUCUCGCAGCUGAGAUGCCAGGACUUGAUGUCCCAGACAUCAUCGCCCCUGAGCCAGAACGAUUCCUGCACAGGCAGAUCUGCCGAUCUCCUGCUGCCCUCCGGGGACACUGGGAAGAGGCAACACGACCGUGGGACUGAGGUUGCUCCCUACUCCAGAGCUGAGCGCUACAAAGCACAGGAGGACCGUCGGGAGUCAAAGCUGACCCUGCGCCCCCCCAGCUUGGCUGCCCCAUAUGCCCCAGUCCAAAACUGGCAGCACCAGCCAGAGAAGCUCAUCUUCGAGUCCUGCGGGUACGAGGCCAACUACUUGGGCUCCAUGUUGAUCAAAGACCUUCGAGGGACAGAGUCUACGCAGGACGCCUGUGCCAAGAUGAGGAAAUCCACAGAGCAUAUGAAGAAGAUCCCGACCAUAAUACUGUCCAUCACGUACAAAGGAGUGAAGUUCAUUGAUGCCUCUAACAAGAAUGUCAUUGCUGAGCACGAGAUCCGGAACAUCUCCUGUGCUGCUCAGGACCCUGAGGAUCUCUGCACGUUUGCCUACAUCACCAAGGACCUGCAGACCAGCCACCACUACUGCCACGUCUUCAGCACCGUGGAUGUGAACCUGACGUAUGAGAUCAUCCUCACAUUGGGGUUGGGGCAGGCGUUUGAGGUCGCCUACCAACUGGCUCUCCAAGCCCAGCGAGCGAAGCCUCUGGGUGCUGCAGCAGGAGAAACGAUUGAAACAAAAUCUUCCAAACCGGUGCCUAAACCGCGAGCCGGGAUGAGGAAAUCUGCAGUACUGGACCAAGACUCCCAGUCUCAUGCCAGCGUUUCCUGGGUCGUGGACCCCAAACAGGACUCCAAGCGGACCCUCAGCACUAAGUAUGAGACCACUAUCUUCUAA